Molecule: messenger RNA, 3341 nt
Organism: Mugil cephalus (flathead mullet)
Lineage: Eukaryota; Metazoa; Chordata; Actinopteri; Mugiliformes; Mugilidae
Gene: nol9
Product: nucleolar protein 9
Exons: 13
Coding region: 461-2563 (700 amino acids)
Biological process (GO): cleavage in ITS2 between 5.8S rRNA and LSU-rRNA of tricistronic rRNA transcript (SSU-rRNA, 5.8S rRNA, LSU-rRNA)
Cellular component (GO): nucleus
Molecular function (GO): polynucleotide 5'-hydroxyl-kinase activity
Source: RefSeq, a predicted model, not a curated record
UUCGUUUCUUGUAGGCCCCUAAAAACUCGACUGGUCGCUUUUACAGGAUGUGACGUUGUUUAAGCGACAGAACUUCGGAGCAUUUUUUGUUGUCCAAUAUUAAAAACUAAUAUUCACAAAAAUAACACUACGCUUUCUAAAAGCAAAAUAGCCAUUUCUACAUUAGUAACUGUGUGCUAUUUUUAAUUUAAAGUCACAAAGGUAUAAACGCAAUUAAAAUUGGUUAAAUACUUAUUCGUAAAUAAUGAAACUAAGGUAAACCCUAUGAUCGACCAUCCACAGGCGGCGUUGGUUUCACAUGUAUGCUAGCCUGCUAGCUUGUUAACACACUGUGUAAACAGCUGACCAGCUCCUUGGACACAGUUUCGCAAAUUAUAAACGCCUCUCAUUUAGUAGAGCCGUUGAAGGCUCCCCCUUUGAUCCCCAAGCUCCCACGUGAGUGAUUCUUGAUCCGAGGAUCAUGAAGGUGAACAAAACCACGCAGGUCAAAGGUAAAUCUCAAAAGUGGAAGGACGUGAGGGGCAAACGCUCCAGGACCCCCAUCACCUCCACUGAUCUGAACUCGAGUCCUGUCGCAGCCACGGUGAUAAAGGAGCAUCAGAUCUCUGUAAAGAAAAAACCCUCGGUGAAAAGGCUGAAAAAUAAAGCAAAGUGUGUCUCUGACACCAAGGUAAUCCGCCCCGAGUCUGGAGUAAAGAAGUCACACAGUCAAGCUAAUGGGAGUUCAGUAUUUACUGUGGACAAUGAGUCAGAUGACUCUCAGGACUGGAAGGAGUAUUCACAGUCCGUUUGUGGGAACGGUGUGGAGGUUUCACGUAAAACGAAAGACUUCCACCCGGGUAGACUGGAGGGAGAGGCUCUCCAUCUGUGUGCGCAGAGGACGGAUGGACAAAACCGUGUGGUGCUUGUCAUGCAGAAAGAUCAGACGCUGUGUUUCCGUGGGAAGUGCUUCUUGACGUGUCUGUAUGGACGUAUAGAAGUGAUGGGAUUCACCAUUGAAGGUGGCCAGCAGUCGUAUCCACUCUUCUCCCCAGCUUCACAUUGCCCACUGACCAUUAGGACUUUGGAAAACUCUGAAAUCUCCGGAGAUGAGAGAGCAGGAGCUUUUCACAUUCUCCAAAAGUAUCUUCCAGCAGCAUCGCGGAAGAAGUUGCAAAAAAAGAUAAUCUCUCACUCAUCCAUCAUCCUGCUGGAGCCCAUGGAGACGCCCCUCACACGGUUCCUGUCGAGCUUCACGGACCUGAGUGAAUUGUUCAACCCUCCCGUGAGUGAAUUAAUGUCAGCCGUUCUCGACACUCCACUCAACGGUUUGGGUAUGAUACCCCUGGCCAGCACAAUCGAGGGCCUGAAAAUAUCAAAGAGCUGCAGAGAGGCACUAAACACUGUGGUCAGCGCCUGCAGAAGAGACAUUGAUGGCUCUGCAGUUAUCCUUGUAUAUGGGAGCAAGAACGUGGGCAAAUCAACGUUCAUUCGCGUCCUCAUCAAUACUUUACUCAAUCAUACCACUAGUGUAGACUACUUGGAGGGUGACCUGGGUCAAACAGAAUUCACUCCAGCUGGUUGUCUGUCUAUGCUGACUGUCAGACAACCUCUUUUGGGUCCUCCUUUCACACAUCAGCACACUCCAGACCACAUGAUCUACUACGGUCAGUCGUCAUGCGAGUCGGACUUAGACCGCUACCUGGAAUGUCUUAAGUCCUUGUGGCGUAGACGCUCCCAGAGCCAAGAGUCUCCCAUCAUCAUCAACACCAUGGGCUGGGUCAAAGGUUUUGGAUUACAGGUGCUGGUGGACAUGAUCCGCUUCUUCCCCGUCUCACACGUCAUCCAGCUCGGCCACAGCGGCACCACCCAGUGUCCCGGCCUCACUCCUGAAUUUGUGAGGACGGCGCAGGGAUGCCAGACGCACCCGCCUGCCCAGAGCGCACUAGACGAGUUAACAGAGAGCCACAGUCCACCCAGGAGCUACUCUCACCUUGUGGUGCAAUCAGAGUUUCAAGGAGUGGCACGUCAAGGAACAGCGAAACAUCAGCGCAGCAAUGAACACAGAGAGCUGUCUCUGCUGGCUUAUCUGAGUCAGCUGCAGUCUCCUGAGCUUGGACCAGUUAGACCUUUGAACAGCCUCAUCCCGUACCAGGUGCCUAACACAGCGGUGGCUCUAGGUGUGAUCCACUGCGAAGUGAUGCCCAAUCACAUGUUUUAUGCGGCCAAUGCCAGUCUGGUGGGACUCUGCUGCCUGGCAGAGAAAGUCGCAAGCAGGGGGGGUCCAGUCCUGCUGUCCCAGGCUCCCAUCUGCCCGUGUGUGGGCUUUGGUGUGCUUCGAGGUAUCGACGUGGCACGAGGUCUGUACUUUUUAUUGACGCCCGUAGAUCCAACCGUCCUUCGGAAAGUGAACUGCCUCCUCUUGGGAGCGAUUUCGUUGCCUUCAUGCAUCCUCACAACACAGCCUGGCUUUGACGGGGAGAUGCCCUAUGUCACUGCAGACUACAGCUUUGAUCUGACCGGUGCAGGAAAGCUGCGAGUCUACAAGGGAUUGGCGAGGCCCAGUCAAGCGGGGGUGCAGUGACAUUUCUAAGCAGAAUCUGUUAAUGCCCAUUUCUUGGCUGGUGUGUUACUACUAAACCAGUCAGCACUGGCCUUUGAAUGUACAGAACUGAGGUUAAGCUGGGACAGUUUUUUAAAAGAAAAAAAAAAAUCCAUGACUGUGCAGGUGGAGAUGGCUGCCAUCCUCUUACAGGAUUUCCUUUUUGAAAACCCUGGGUGUUCUCAUCGUGUCUUACAACCUGCUACUGUACAUACAUUUGGUGGUGCUGUGAAGGAGUUUUGUGUUUUCUGUCUGAUGGACGAUAAUAUAAUACAUUGCCUUGUAGUUAAAACUCUUGUUUGAUGUCUCUUCUUUGCGGGCGACAUUCCAAAACAAAACACCUGCCAGACUUCUGUUCAGAUUUCUUGCCUUCAGCUAUGUCUAGAACCCAUAAUCUUAUCUUUGUACAGAUUUCAACUAGACUAUGUCAAUUUUAACUGCCACAGUAUUCCCUAUGGUCCAUGUAUUUUUUACAGUUGUAUUUAAGGAUAAAAUGUCCGCUUCCAACACUUGCCACACUUAUAUUAUACAAUAGAUUUGAGAAGAGGGCUAGGUGGGGCAAGGAGGACAUUUUUUUCUUGGGUCAGUAUUGUGUUUGUUUUCCAGUCAAAGGUUUUAGUGAAAUGUCUCAAUUUGUUAUUGUUCUGCUUUACAUUUUGUCAAAGGGACGCCACAGUGUUACAGCACUUAAAGCUCAUUCACGCAGUGUUUCAUCUUCUGUUGUGGGAUUUUAAAGAUAAAAAUAAAGAGCUUGUUUCUA